CAGUGCCUUCUCUCUUCUUCAGUUCUUCAUAGUCUGUAUAUUUUCUCUCUCUUCUCUCUCUCAAACCCGGAAAGUACUGUUCAAUUACAAUUUCUCCGUUGGUGGGGAGGGGCUCUCAUUUUUGCUGAAAAAACGCCGGCCCAAUUCGAUUUCGAUUUUGAUUAGUUGAUUGAUCCCUCUGAGAGAAGUGGGAAUUGGGGCUUUGUUGCAGAGGGAAAUGAGGGAUGUUUUCGUGGCUGGCAAGGAUGGCGUCGGCUUGUUGGAAACCAGUGAGGCGGUAUGCCCGUAUGAACAAGGAUGAUGAGGAAGAUUGCUCAUUGGAAGAUUCGCUGUUGUGGAGCAGAGAGCUCGAGAAGCACUCGUAUGGGGAAUUUUCCUUCGCUGUGGUUCAGGCCAAUGAGGUAAUUGAGGAUUGUAGUCAGGUGGAGGCCGGCCGCGACGCCACUUUCGUCGGCGUUUAUGACGGCCAUGGUGGCCCUGAUGCUUCUCGCUUUAUCUGUGAUCACCUUUUCAAGAAUUUAAUGAGGCUUGCUCAAGAGAACGGAACCAUAACCGAAGAUAUUCUUCGAAGUGCAUUUUCUGCAACUGAGGAAGGGUUUCUUACUCUUGUUCGUCGAGCAUGGGGAAUAAGACCUGUAAUUGCAGCAAUGGGAUCUUGUUGCCUGGUGGGAGUUAUUUGGAGAGGUAUAUUAUACGUCGGUAAUGUCGGUGAUUCCCGGGCUGUUAUUGGUUCUUUAGGUAAAUCUAGUAAGAUAGUUGCAGAACAGUUGACUAGGGAUCACAAUGCGAGUAUCGAGGAGGUUAGACAAGAACUCAGGUCCUUACAUCCUGAUGACUCACAUAUAGUCGUUAUGAAGCAUGGAGUAUGGCGUAUAAAAGGCAUAAUCCAGGUUUCAAGAUCGAUAGGUGAUGCAUAUUUGAAAAGGCCAGAGUUCUCUCUUGAUCCAUCCUUUCCACGGUUCCACCUUGCGGAGCCUCUUCGACGCCCUGUUCUUUCUGCCGAACCAUCAGUAAGUACAAGAGUUCUACAACCCAAUGACAAAUUUCUCAUAUUUGCAUCUGAUGGUCUUUGGGAGCAUCUAACGAAUCAGCAAGCUGUCGAGAUUGUGUAUAACAACCCACGAGCAGGAAUCGCAAAAAGACUUGUCAAAACAGCACUAACCGAGGCCGCGAGGAAGAGGGAGAUGAGAUACAACGAUCUCAAGAAGCUCGAAAAGGGCAUACGGCGGUUCUUUCACGACGAUAUCACAGUUGUUGUCAUCUUUCUAGACCAUGAACUGCAAGGGAAGAAGGCACAUGCACCGGAAUUAUCCGUUCGUGGGUUCUCCGACACCGUUGGACCGUCGAAUUUCAACGUUCUCCGAGGAAUCGAUGAGAAUGGAAGGUCUGCUGGCUGAAGUUACAAGUAUUAACAUUGAGGGAUGAGUCUGAUUAUAGAACACUCAUUUAGCAGCAGGUGUUUACUUGCAUCUGGGUUUGGGACUUUUUUGAAACAUUUGGUUGAUUUGUUGUCAGCUUCUUCUGUGUCCUUUUUACUCAAAUUCCUUGUAUGCAGAAAGUUUUAAGUUUGAGGUUCUUUGUCUUUGCUUUCUGAUUUGCUCAUUCUAUAGCCACAACUCUUUACAAAUGCUGUGACUGAAUUCAUUUUGAUUUGAAUAAAUUUAUUGGCAUUGGGGUUU
This is a messenger RNA of Momordica charantia (bitter melon), 1679 nucleotides long. RefSeq names its product Protein phosphatase 2C family protein. Gene Ontology annotation, biological process: protein dephosphorylation. Gene Ontology annotation, molecular function: protein serine/threonine phosphatase activity; cation binding. The record is from RefSeq and is a predicted model, not a curated record. Lineage: Eukaryota; Viridiplantae; Streptophyta; Magnoliopsida; Cucurbitales; Cucurbitaceae.